UUCCUCCUUCCUCCCUCACACAAGAACCACCUCUCCAACUUCAACACCCCCCAUCCAUUCUUCCCAUAUCGUGUCCUCAGCAUAAUAGUUCCCUGGGACCUUUUUCCUUUCUGAAUCCCCAGCCCCAAGCAGAAGGCCUGGACCAGGACCGCCUUGUCACCGGCAGCCACCUGUGGAGUCCCGCACCGCCAGCCGGAGCGCAGAACGCCGGGCACCCCGGGAAGGGGUGCAGGGGACCUGGGCCCGGGGCCUCGCCUUGGCCAGCUUCUCCCCUGGGCAGAAGGCAGCGGUCGGAGGGAAUCCGGAACUGCGCCCGGGGCAGAUUGGACGCACAUCCCUGGGGAGGGACUCGAUGCCAGGAAUGCCCAUCCUCCAGAUGUGGUAACCAAAAAGGUCUCUAGACAUUGCCAGAUGUCUCCUGGGGGAAUCAUCGCCCUUGACUGAAAACCACGGGGGCUUAGACUCAUCAAGUCUCACCUGUGAAACCAAGGGUGGGGCGUUGCGGCUCACAUCUGUAAUUCUAGCACUUUGGGAGGCUGAGGUAUGGAGAAAUUGGGGCAGAUCAUUUCCUUAGGCUACCUUGUCUACAACCAGUGUCAAGAGAUGAAAUACUGCCAGAGACAGUGCCAGCGUCUAGGGAAACGUGUGAAGGGCCUGCUCCCAUCUCUGCAUAUGCUGCAGGAACGAGGAAAGAAGAAACUGUCCUCUGAGAAGAUAGCCAACGCCCUGGCCCGUUUGGAGGCUGUCCUGGAGGAGGCUAGGAAGCAGAUAGAGAAGUUCAAAAAUGAGUCCACUGUGUUGAGUUUUCUAAUGGCAGGCCAAAACAAAAUACUCUUCAGUGAAGUGAACGAGGAGCUGGGCCACGUCUGCGAGGAGCUCUCACUGCUGCUUCAGGCCGAUCAAUGGGUGUCCGUUUCAAGCCCCUGGCCACAGCAAGAUCAGCGGGAUGCAGAGGCAGACAGGCGAGAUUUCCAAAGGGGACGUGAAUGGAGGGAAGUGAAAAGGGGCAUAGAAGAAAUAAAGGAAAUCCUUAAUCAAUUGAGGUCAGGUUUACUACCCUUGUGCAAGACCCCAGGAUAUCAAAUCAAGGAGAUUAAGAAAGAGGAGCUUUCAGGAGCCGCAUGGAUACCGAUCAAGAGAAAUGAAUUCAGCACACUUUAUAAAGGAGAAUAUUACAAAUCUCAAGUGUCCAUAGAAGUAUUCAACAAUACCCAGGCCAGAAGCAUUGGAAUAGCGAGGACUUAUUUCAAGGAUGAGAUUGAAACCAUGAAGAAAUUUAAUUCUCCCAAUGUCCUGCAUAUAUUUGGGAUUUGCAUUGAUGAAACAAUGGCUCCUCCUCAAUUCUCCAUCAUCAUGGAGUACUGUGAACUUGGGACCCUGAGGGAACUGUUGGAUGAAGAAAAGAACCUCGAGUUCGCUGUACGCAUCUUCCUAGUCCAGGAGGCAGCCAUGGGCUUGUACAGCCUACACCAUUCAGAGCCUCCUAAACUCCAUGAAAACAUCACCAGCGAGAGCUUCCUGGUAACUGGACACUACCAAGUGAAGCUUACAGGAUUUGCGUUCAAGAAAACAAAGACUUCUAUCAGUCAGAAAACUAAGAGAAAAGAGCCAAAGAGAGUCAGUUCAGAGGCGUAUUUCUCACCUCAGAAGCUGAAAAAUUUUUUUUGUAAAUGCGAUGUACAAGGUGAAAUAUACAGCUUUGGAAUCGUCCUCUGGGAAAUCGCCACUGGGAAGAUCCCAUUUGAAGGAUAUGAUGUGAAGAAGAUCUGCCAGUUUGUGGUUGAGGACAGGAAGCAGGAGCCGUUGGGUGAAGACUGCCCUCCAGUGUUGCAGGAGAUCAUUGACAAGUGCAGGGCCUAUGAGCCUUCUGAGCGGCCCUCAGUGGAUGAAAUCCUAAAGAAACUGUCUACUAUUACUGGAGUGUAUCAAAACCUGAACCCUAGGCUUGGCACCUGUAGCUCAGCGCCUAGGGCACCAGCCACAUACACUGGAGCUGGUGAGGGUCUGAACCCGGCCCAGGCUGCCAAACAACAAUGACAACUGCAACCAAAAAAUAGCUGGGUAUUGUGGCAGGCGCCUGUAAUCCCAGCUACUUAGGAGGCUGAGGCAAGAGAAUUGCUUAAACCCAAGAGUUGGAGAUUGCUGUGAGCUGUGAUGCUGUGGCACUCUACCGAGGGCGACAUAAUGAGACUCUGUCUCAAACAAAAAAGAGGAAAAAAAAGAAAAAACUGAACCCCAACCUGAGUAAGAACAAGACCUCAUCCCUGCUAAAAACAGAAAAAUUAACUGUGCGUAGUAGUGCAUGCUUGUAGUCCCAGCUACUUGUAGUCCCCAGACAAGAGGAUCACUCAAAACCAGGAGUUUGAGGUUGCUGUGAGGUAUGAUGCCACAGCGUUCUACCUAGGGCAAUGGAGUGAGACUCUAUCUCCAAAGAAAACAAAAC
This is a messenger RNA of Nycticebus coucang (slow loris), 2443 nucleotides long. RefSeq names its product mixed lineage kinase domain like pseudokinase (gene MLKL). Gene Ontology annotation, biological process: cell surface receptor signaling pathway; protein phosphorylation. The coding region runs from base 544 to 2037 and encodes 497 amino acids. The transcript is spliced from 14 exons. Gene Ontology annotation, molecular function: protein kinase activity; ATP binding. Lineage: Eukaryota; Metazoa; Chordata; Mammalia; Primates; Lorisidae. The record is from RefSeq and is a predicted model, not a curated record.